This is a messenger RNA of Cydia splendana, 1988 nucleotides long. RefSeq lists its product as uncharacterized. The coding region runs from base 1 to 1545 and encodes 514 amino acids. The transcript has 3 exons. The record is from RefSeq and is a predicted model, not a curated record. NCBI's taxonomy places the organism in Eukaryota, Metazoa, Arthropoda, Insecta, Lepidoptera, Tortricidae.
AUGGAGUCAUCAGCUUUACAGGGUACAGAGAGUGUUUGCGUGAAGGCAGAGCCUUGUGACGAUGUGUGUACAACGGAUGAACCCACGUUUGAGGGAGUGUCUGUUAAAGCUGAGCCUGAGAAUGCUGUUUUUGUAAAAGAUGAGCCCAGGUGCGAGAGUGUGCCAAUAAAAGCCGAGCCCAGGUGCGAGAGUGUGUCUAUUAAAGCUGAGCUUUUAGUGGAUCCUGUUUGUGUUAAAGACGAGCCCAGGUGCGAGAGUAUGUCUAUAAAAGACGAGCCCAGGUGCGAUAGUGUGUCUAUAAAAGCCGAACCUAUAGUGGAUCCUGUUUUUGUAAAAGACGAGCCCAGGUGCGAGAUUGUGCCUAUAAUAGUCGAGCCUUUACUGGAUGCUGUUUGUGUUAAAGAAGAGCUCAGGUGCGACGAUGUGUCUAUAAAGGCGGAGCCAUCAUGUUCAGAUGUGUGUGUAAAAGACGAGCCGCUCAGCGCGAGCACAGCGGCCGCAGCGUCGGGGCUGUAUGCCAACCAUGAUGUAAAAGAUGAGCUAGUGCUCGUCCCCGAGUUAGUGGAGCGGUUAGCUAGAACAGGGCGAACUGGACAGAAGCCGGGAAGUGGAUCUUAUCGUUAUAAAUGUGCUGAGUGCGAAUAUAGUACAGCCAAAAAAACCACUUUGAGACGUCAUGCAAAGAAGAACCACGCCAAGUUAGUAGACUAUGAAUUUGACUCCAAUGAUGAUUUUACGCCUGAUUCAGAUCAAGCUCCUGAUUUACAGUAUACGCCUCAAGAAGAGUCAGAUAAUAUUACAGAUUUCUCAGAAUAUACUUGUGUUCAUGAGGAAAAAACUCUAACAAGGAAGAGAAAGAGCAAUCCAAACGUAAACAGAACUGUAAACAAGGCGAAAAGAGCCAAAUGCCUGCCUUAUAAGAACAAUACAAAGGAUUGUCCAGCUAAAGCACCAAAAUACAUUGAUUGCUCUCGAUGUAAAUUUAAGUGCACUGACAAUAUACCAGAAGAGAUAAGAAAUCGGAUCUGUAGACUUUAUUGGGGCCUAGACUAUGGCAGGCAAAAAGAUUUCAUUUUGAAAUACGUCCAUCUGGAAUACCCGAAACGUAGAAAAGUGAAUGUAACCAAAAAAGGGGCACGCAAUGUGUCGAAAAAAUAUUAUUUGGAAAACAGCAACGGUAAACAAAGAGUUUGUGCAAACUUUUUCCAAAAAACUUUGAAUAUAUCAAAUGGGCCUAUUAACACAGCCAUUAAACAUAAGGGCUCUACUGGUUCCUUCAUAGGACAAGACAAAAGAGGGAAAAAAUAUCCUGGAAAUAAAAUAAGCGAACAAGCUAGAAAUAUGGUCAAAAGGCAUAUUGAAAGUUUUGCGGCUAUGGAAUCCCACUAUGUUCAUAAUACUUCAAAGAAACUCUACCUAGAGAGCAAUUUGUCUGUUUCCAAAAUGCAUACAUUGUAUAAAGACAACUUUUGCACGAAACAUGGUAUACAACCAGUAAGUGAAAAAACAUAUCGUCGUAUUUUUUGUUCAGAGUACAAUUACUAAUUUUUCAAACCCAAGAAGGAUCUUUGUGCGACGUGCUCCAAAUAUUCAGCAAGCUACUGAAACUGACAAGAAAGACGUAGAAGCCGAAUACACUUUUCAUCGUAUGCGGGCUACUCAAUGCAACGAAGCUAAGGAAAACGAUAAACUAAGAACCAAAGAGGAUUCCUCAUUCCUCACUUGCUCCUAUUGAUUUAAGUUACAUACGGAUUUAAUAAUUCGAAAUAAUAUCAAAACACGUUUAUCUCAGUUGUGUCAAUUUGGUACUUAGUGACUUUUGCUUGUCACCCGACGGUAUAAACACUCCAUUUUAAGCUUCUAUAGUAUUGUCAAAGCCUGUGGCUGAUUUGCAUUUGUGUCCACUUGACGAAUAUUGCGUUGCUGCUAUGUAUUAUUCAAUUUAUUCAUGCAUUUCAUAUGAAAUAAAUGUUUAUAUUAUAAGAGUA